Gigantopelta aegis is the source of this 1260-nucleotide messenger RNA. RefSeq names its product ceramide-1-phosphate transfer protein-like. The coding region runs from base 30 to 647 and encodes 205 amino acids. Gene Ontology annotation, biological process: ceramide transport; intermembrane lipid transfer. The record is from RefSeq and is a predicted model, not a curated record. The transcript is spliced from 2 exons. Gene Ontology annotation, molecular function: ceramide 1-phosphate transfer activity; ceramide 1-phosphate binding. Gene Ontology annotation, cellular component: cytoplasm; membrane; cytosol. NCBI's taxonomy places the organism in Eukaryota, Metazoa, Mollusca, Gastropoda, Neomphalida, Peltospiridae.
GAGUGCAGCCGAGGUAACCAGUAAACAAGAUGGCUGUAUCAAAAGAGUUUGACAUCGAUAGGUUGAAGAAAUUGUUUAUCAUAUGUCGAAAUGAAAAUGAUGGUUUGGAUAUGGACAGCUACAUAGAUGCAUAUGAUGAGCUUUCCAAGUUGUUCCGUAUUUUUGGGACGGUGUUUGGAUUUGUUGCAUCUGAUGUUGAUGAAAAAGUCGGAAUCCUUCGAGAAUACAGAUCUCUUCCAGAAAAGGAAGAGUUUAAAACCAUCCAGUCGAUGAUACAGUAUGAAAUGAGAACUAAAACCACGAAAACAAUGAAGGCAUCUCGUACGUUGCUACGGCUACACCGGGCCCUGGAGUUUGUCUUGGAAUUCAUGCAAGAAAUCAGCAAUGCAGAUGACAGUGUCAGGAUGUCUGAGGUGGGAUCUCAAGCCUACGAUAGGACACUGGCCAAAUUCCAUCCCUGGUUGAUUCGGAAAGGGGUCCAUAUUGCAGUUUACACUCUACCGAACAGAAAACAUCUUCUGCAGAAAAUGAAGAUUCCAGAUGAGAAAGCCAAAGAAGUUCUUGUUUCAGUAAUUGAAGUUGGUCGUUUAAUUUAUGAUGAAACGCAAGAACUAUAUACCACAAAUAAUCUGUUAAAUUUACCAUAAUCAUCAUUAGUCAUAAUAUAAUUUGAGUAAAUAUUAAUUAAUAUUUAUAUGUAUUGUUACUAAUUUUAAUAUAUUUUGUAGGUUUUUUGCCAAGUGUGGUUUUUUGUGGUUAUUUUCUUACCGAGUUGGUUUGUGUAGAUGGUUCUGAAUAUUUCUAGACCAUCAGAGAAUACUGAUUUAUCUGUCACAUAAAUAUAAUUUAAAAAACAUUUUGAGAAAUGAGCUUUGUGUGAGCGAUUGUGAUGCUGGCCAUAACAUCUUACUUUAACAGUCAGCAAAUACAUUUGUACUGUAGACAGUUUUAAGACUAAAACAUUGCUAAAAUGUUUGGUACUAAAAUAAUAAUUAUAUUUUUAUUGUGUUUUUUAAUAUUUAAAAGCUGUUUUUUACAAUAUGUUGCCAACAGUGUAAUAAGAGUAAACAUUCGUGAUGUUGCAGUGAUCAAUUAUGAAAACAAAUCGAUUGGUUCGACUCCACCAAUGUGAUGAUUAAAACAAUCCAUAAUCGAUUGUGUGGGGGAAUAUUAAAGGCAUACUGUCACAGAUUUAAGAACCUUAUUUCUCUAAAAAUGGAUAAUAAAUAAACAUUACAUUAAUAUUUGGAAACCACCUUA